Molecule: messenger RNA, 477 nt
Organism: Staurois parvus
Lineage: Eukaryota; Metazoa; Chordata; Amphibia; Anura; Ranidae
Source: the annotation of a GenBank genome assembly
AUGGGCCCCUGUACCGCCUCCUCAUGCUGCUGCCAGGCCCGUAAUCUGCCAUGGGCCCCCAUACCGACUCCUCAUGCUGCUGCUGCCAGGCCCGUAAUCUGUCAUGGGCCCCUGUACCGCCUCCUCAUGCUGCUGCCAGGUCCAGAGUGUCUCAUGGGUCCCUGUACGGCCUCCCAUUGCUGCUGUCUCCAUCGCCACACUCUGCCAUGUGCCACUUUCAGGUCUCCUCACACUGCUGGUGGGUUCCAUUUUGUCAUAGGGUGCUGUAUGGCCUCCCAUUGCUGCUGCCUCCACCGCCACACUGUGGCUCCACACUCUGGUUUUGGCCCCGUGACUGCCCAAAUGAGUGAAGUGUGCGGUGAUUCUAAGAUCGACGGCACUCAUCUGCAUGUCAUACUGACUGACAGUAUUAUUUCUCUUCCCCAGCAGACUCCAAGGGCAUUUAAAUUAAAGGUACAGUGUUCUGCACUAAUAUAA